UUAGCUUUCGAAGCCACCUUAUUAUUCCACUUUCCCUUCCACUGUCUUUAACAUUCUAGGGUUUCAGAAAUCAGCUCCUACUCCUCCAAAACCUCACUCAAAAUUAGAUAUUUCUAUGGAUAAACUUCCAAUCAGACGAUUGGAUGCAAUUGAAGAAAAUGGGCUCGAAAAAUUUGCACCUGAUGUAGGUUAUGAUAUGAAGAAACUUGAUUCAAUCAGGCGAAUUGAUUUCGCUUGGGCAAGACGAAGCAGAAAAUUACAUAGGAAGCCAAUGCACCAUUGCCUUGGCAGAGAAUGAUUCAGAACUUACAGUUUGCUCACUAAUUUGAAACUUAGGGUUAGAAAUUGAUUUCCACACAUUUUUCUGAUUUUUUUCUUAUAGGCAGUCAGCUUUACUUCCAAGCUAGUAAUAGCUUACAGACAGCUUUAAAUCAAAGCAGGAGUUUGGUAAUCUGUAUAUAAUCCAACACCAGCAAAAGUAUGUUCAAAAUCGGGUACCCGCCAUAUAUAACCACCACAGUCUCUCUGUUCCUCUCUGGCAGUAGCGAUGAUAACAUUCAAGUUUCCUGAAUUGAAUGGAGAAAAAGAUUUUCUUAAGGGAGCAACGCCAAGGAAGCUUUAUAAAUACCCGACAAAUACAGAAUCUGCUGAGGUCGCACCUAUUAUUACACUUGAAGAAGAAGAUGUUUUGUUCAAUCUAUUUGAUAAAGAUGGAAAAUAUUGGAAAGAAAGAGGGAAUGGAUUUAUUAAGCUUCUUAAACAUAAAGAAACUAAGAAAUUUUGUUUCGUUAGGAGACAAUCUAAGACACUGAAGGUUAUUGCUAAUCAUCUAGUUCUUGCAACAAUUUCGAUUCAAAAACAUAUUUGGAGUCAGAAAUCAUGGAUCUGGCAUGCUAGUGAUUUUUCUGAUAGUGAAUUGAGAGAAGAGGUGUUCUGUGCUCGAUUUGUAUACAUUCAGGAUGCUAAAUUAUUUAAGGAAAUGGUCGCAGAGGCUGCAGAGUCUCAAGUGCAGAAAUCUGAAGAGAUUAAGGAAGGUGCUACAUCACCAGCAGCUGAUCUUACUGAAAAAUCGUCUAUUAGUGAAAAGAAAGAUGUGCCUAACAUCUUUCGUUUUUUAACAGAUGCGGAGUCUCAAGUGCAGAAUUCUGAAGAGAGCAAGGAAGGUGCUACAUCACUAGCAGCUAUUAUUGAGAAGAUGGAUGUAUCUAAUAUCUUUCGCUUUUCGAUGGUUGCUGAGUCUCAAGGGCAGAUUUCUGAAGAGAGCAAGGAAGUUACAUCAUUAGCAGCUAAUCUUACAGAGAACUUGUCUGUUGGUGAAAAGAAAGAUGUAUCAAACGUCUUUCAGUUUUCAACUGCUGAGAAGGUGAAGAAGGAUGAAUAGGUCGAAACAUGGCUCAAGUCCAACAUCCUAGAGAGGGAGGAUCAAUUUUGAGACAUUAAUAAGUAAAUAAAAUUUUGCGGGCAAUGUUUAUAUUUUAUUUUAUUUUUUUUCUUUGGAUGAAGUAGUAUAGAAAACAAAAUUUGUAAAUUAUCGAUACAAAACUGUGGAGAGGGAAAAAAAAUCAUUCUGAUCACUUUAAACUAAAAUCUUCAGUCUUUUGAAGUCUUAACAUUGAAACUGGAUUUUUUUGCUUAAUCAUAU
Molecule: messenger RNA, 1642 nt
Organism: Papaver somniferum (opium poppy)
Lineage: Eukaryota; Viridiplantae; Streptophyta; Magnoliopsida; Ranunculales; Papaveraceae
Product: ran-binding protein 1 homolog c-like
Exons: 5
Coding region: 548-1381 (277 amino acids)
Biological process (GO): intracellular transport
Cellular component (GO): nuclear pore; cytoplasm
Molecular function (GO): GTPase activator activity
Source: RefSeq, a predicted model, not a curated record